CGGAAACAUGCUUACCGAACGUUACCGAAGAGGAGCGAAUGGUGGCCACAGGAAGGAUAUGAGCUUGGUUUUCCGACUUUCCAACCCUUCGAAGCGGUUCUAUCCGUCAGUUUCUGUCCAACCAGUGAGGUGUUUGUUUGUGACUUCCUCUGGAAACAGUUCGUGGUUUCGGAAUUUAGCAACGGAAGAAGCACCAGGCCUGUCAUCAAACCAGUAGUUGGUGUACAGUUCAUGAGGUGUUUGGGUGUUCAAUGUUUGGGUGGAAUACGAAUUGUUGUACGUGAAAAAAGAAAUAAUAAAAAAACUGCAAAUAAACAUAUAGGGAGUGCCUGGAAAAGUGGAACGAAGUAACCAGUAGCAACAGCAACGGAAAUAACGGCAGCACGAGACGUAGAAAAAAAAACAUAAAAGUGUAAUCAGUCGGUCAGGGUGAGGGUCAUAACGAGACGAAACACAACGAACGUCCUUGUUGUGUUUUCACUUGACUGGUUGGCUUUAUGCCGAGUCCUGAUGCUCCGAUCCGACGGAAUGUAAAGUUGGGGGAGCUUUCGAGUGUUUGUGUCAAGUGGAAAUAGAAUCAACGUCAGCGGUGUACGCGAAUGCUUUCGGUUGCUCAAGUUUAGUGCAGUCCGCUGUUCUGGCAGCAGGGGUGUAACGAUGGAACAUGAACGACUUGGUAGUAUGGCCUUAGUGAGCAAUUUUGUGCGUAAAACAUGCUGAAAUUUCCUGCGGAAGAAACGUGUUAUUUAUUUCGAGAAUCAACAUGGAAUGCUGGAUGGCAAGAAUAAAUUGAAUCUAUCGACUGACUGAAUCGUUAUUACUGGAGGCAAGAUUGAUUCCAGGACUUCAGGAAAAGGACACAAACCAAUCGAUGCUGAACAAGAAUCGUUCAUCAAGAAUCGAACGGCAACAGUGGAGAGGCAAAUUCAAUUUCAUGAUCACGGAGUUUUGCUUCGUCGCCAAGCCACUAGAACCACUGGACGCAGACCUAGGAUAUUGUGUCCUCCCCAAUAAAAAUAUAUUGAUGCGUAAAAUCUCACGGGGAGACGGGGAAAAUAUGACGCGUAGAUGAAGAGAGUAGAACCCAUCAAGCUGGAAGUUUAUUGCAGCCAGCAGCGAUACCAACACGAUUCCCCGAUAACCGACGGGGUAGAGCAUUGAACUGUGUGCCAUAAAAAACCUGGAACUGGGAAAAAGUUUCGCAGAAUAAAUUCUCGGCCCAUCGUUACCUCAGAAGAACGAAGGAUUAGCGAAGAGCAAGAAAAUCAGCUUAAAUGAAUUAUAGCGACCCUUAUUAAACACAUGUCCGUAGCAGCAGCUCUCUCUCGGUACGACAUCAUCAAAAACAUAAACCAGGCGGUGGGAGCAACGCCAAACAAAUAUAGAAGUGUAAACAAAUCUAAUCUAAAUUAGAGCGUGAGGAAGAAAAAAAACCCCAACGUGAAACAAGAAAGUGGUAAACAAAAGGCGGGAAAGAUAUUCUAUUUUAUUACGGUCUAGAAGUUGGCCGCUGCCGCUUUACCGGAACGUGAUGAAGGGCCGCCCGACCCAAAGUUUUGCAAAGUGUUAAAGGGGGGAUGUUACAUUCGGGCUACUGAUUGGACUCAACGAAAGGUGUGCACGGGGGAAAAUUGGGUUCACAUUAGGUGCGCACACACAGCCACACAACUACAAGAAGCAACGUUAUGGCGUCGGUGGAAAAUCAUAUCAGCUGCUUGACAGUCGUUCUUAUAGCCUAUUCAAUGUUUUUAAUUAAAUGCGCACACGGAAUUGAUUGCUUCAAAUGUGUGUCGAUGAACGGUGCGAACAAAGCGUGUGAUGACCCCUUCCAUAACAACUACUCGACAGCCAUCCUGGAAUCGCCCUGCAUGGGGGGCCGGAAGGGACGGGACGGACUGUUUCCGGCCACAUCCUGCAUCAAAAUUGCCGGUUACUAUGAUGACACCGGCGAAACAAUCACCGUCCGAGGUUGUGCCUUGGACAGCGGUACGCUGACCACAGAUACGGAAAUUAUUCGGAUGUCUCACUGUGGACGUUUCUUCUAUGACGACAGAUACGUCCACGGUUGCUUACAGAGCUGCAACGAUGCCGAUGCAUGUAAUCGAGGCUCUCGGCUGGCGGAAGGACUCCAUCGUAUUGCAUUUUACCUGGUGGUCACAAGCAUGGUGCUCGGAUACACUCUGUACAAUCAGCGGAGACUCGUGUCGUACCGGCAGAUCCUUAUGGCGGAUAGCUAACAAAGUAGGAAUUAGCAACUUUAUCAUCGGCUCCAGGCGAACAAUUUAUGAAAACAAUGAACCGUCGUAGUGUUUAGUUAGAAUCACAUGGCCACUUACGGUAAUGAUUUGCCAAUAGCAAAGCGCAUGAGUGUAGUGCACCGAAGCAUAGCCACUUUUUACAUGAGAUCUACUCCGCCUGUCCUCACAGCGUGCCCAUUAUUUGUACAUUAUAUCACACGCCGGCUUAAGCUUUAGUGUCCGAGAAACACCCGAGCAGGGGAAUGCAAAACUAUCGACCAAACUUUAUUACUAAACUAGUUAGAUAAUAAGUGAACUUUAUCAAACAAACUUUGAUGGAUUAACCAAAUGGAAAACAGAUGAAUUGAAAAUCAAAAUGUAAUAUACUAGUUCAUAUUUUGUAACAAAAAUCAAUUACUAUACGGAGCAGAAGCAAACACAAGAAGUAAAACAUGAUGUAAAUUAUCUACAGAAAAGUACAGAGCAACGGGUGAUCUAUUCCAAUAUAAAACAAAAUGACAGAGUAAUGCAUUUAAUCUGUUAACAUUUGGAAUAUUUAAAAUUAUCAGCUGUCUUCGACAUCAAUUGAAAUGAGAUACAGAUAUUGUUACGUUCAGCCAAACACUAUCAGAAUUAAUUUUUCAUAUCACUAAGGAUACGUUCCAUUGUUUUCCACAUAUUUCCAUCUUGAAUUCAAAUUCUGUUAGUUUUGCCUCGAUUUUAGUAAUAAAGCCGAAAACCGUUAUACAAAAAAAUUAUGUCGGAAGUUAUAGCCAUGUGUAUAAUUUGUGCAAAAAUUGUGGAAAAUUCGAAAAAAAUUACUAUAUAUUCUAUAGUAAAAAGAGGGGGUUUGGAAAAAAACGACUGCGCAUUUGUUGUCCAAUGGAAAGUUUGUCCAAUUGGAGUUCAUUUCUUCAAAUGGUUCAAUUUCUUCAAAUUCCGUUCUUGUGACAAAAAUAAUGGAUUUUCAGGUUUGCACAUAAAAAAUGAAUCGUCGUAUGUGUUUCUAAGCGCAAAACUCGUGAAAGGGGUGUCCGAUAUGAGCUGUCUUCAUUUUAUUGUGCUUGUCUCUAUCUGUAUAUAAAUUAUACGGUAAGAAAAACUGGAAAAUUUCGAUGGAAAAUGGGAAAUAUUGAAAAAAAAGCGUCAUAUGUUAUACAGUGACGUCGUAGAAAGCGUGGUUAGUCCAAUUCAAAUCCGAGUUGACGGAAUUGAUCUUCGUGUGCCGUGUGAAUCUUCGUGUUCCGUGUGAAUCUUUGCGGGAAGCAAAGAAGAUAAUGAAUUCUCAGGAACAACGCACUUUUAAAAUUAAAAAUUGUGAAUUAAAAUUUACGUUUCCGCAUCAAAUAUGUAUUCUAUGUCAUGGAGAAAUAUAUAUUUUCUGCAAUUGAUAAUAUUAAUCAAUGAAUAGUUCUGGGAUUGAAACUACGAACGUGCAUAGUGAGGAAACGCGAAUGUUCGGUAGUCUACAUACAGCCAUUCCAUGCCAAACCGAUAGAGUGGUUCUCAGAUUUCAGUUAAAAGCGGUAGUUUUGUUUUUUACCGUGAAAUACCAUAUACCAGGCCCCGGCCAAGAGGAUAUGAUCCGCGAGUCAAGAUGUGUUGGAAAUUUAGCUGUCAUUGCCAAACUAUCAAACUACUCGGUGAGCUCAAGGCAGAUCUAUGGAACAAGGUGCGCCCAUUCGCUAAUCAUAUUUAACUCGAAAUAAUCGUCAAAUUCGCGAAAAUUUAAAGAAGGCAGUUUCGCAAUCUUAAAAUUUGAAUGGAGAUUCUUAAGUUAUUCGAUUACCUAAAACACGACGCUCUCUCAACCGUUUGGCUAUAUAUUUCACAACACAUGACAUUUACAAAAAUUCGUCAUUAUAAUAUAAAAUCAUCAUCAGACAAAAUUCCAGUUCGGUAUUACGUAAUACUGUAUUGCAUAGAAUACAUAUUCGAAAAAGAAAAGUAAAUUUUCAUUCAUUAUUUUUUAAUUUAGAAGUGUGUUAAUGUCAUCCUGUACAUUAAUGGCUGUAGAGCGGUUUUCACAUUUUGUCUCACCAGUGGAGGCGAUCUGGCGUAGUGGUAACAUCCUUGCCUCUCACGCUAAAGGUCACGAGUUCAAUUCUCAUUCCCGACAUUCUUCCAAAAAUGGAAGUAAAAGUGACGAACCAGCCAAAGGAGUUGAAAAUCACUAUAAUACAGAUAAAAAAAAUUAAAAAAAAAAAUUUGUCUACCUGGCAGUAUGUUAAGCGCCUUGAUUUACACCAGCUUGAGAGUUUGGCAAUUCUCGCGAGUGACAGUGGUCGCAAAUUGCAUUUGCGACCCGGACAUGUUUAACGCUGUCAAAUGCUGUGUAUUACAGGGGUACGACUAAAACGUCAAAUCCCUCAUAUUGCCAGUGUACCCAAUAUUGCUGCGGUUUACUGACAUUUUGGUUCAAUCAAUUGCUGUUGUUUACAACUCGGUCCGGUUAUAUAGUCGAAUAGUGGCUAACUUUAAACUCCAUAUUAAAUGUGAACACCUCCAUGUGAAACCGAAAUAUGAAAAUCGCUCAUGCAGUUAGAAUAAAGCAGCGCAUUUUUCGAUUUCAAUCUUCGUAAAUGAUAUGUUGAUAAACAAAUGACGCCAUAUUGAUUUUGAUUUUGGGUAGCCUAUAUUCAAUUGAUGUCUAACCCCUGGUGUAUUAGUACAUAUAUAGAUGCCCUAACGGUGCCAUAUACCAAAAACCGUAUACCAAAAAACCAUCGAUCAACUUUGAAAAAUCAUAAAUCAAGAACAAAAACAAAGCAUCUUCGAUAUCGAGAUAUUUUAUGUAAAAAAUCCUCAGGUUUCAAGAAAAAAUAUAAACAAAUAUACACCCAAACUAGCGUUGGCAGAAAAGAUGUCAUUUCCUGUGCAUGAGAGUCAAAUGCGCAAAUAAUGAGCUAUUUUGAAAACUUAAAAAUGGUUUGCAUGUAUGCGUGCAGACAUCUAUUUCUGUUUUCUUUUCUCUUUUCAUUUGGGAUUGUGCAAAAAAAAAGUCCAUACGACGUCAAUGGGGAUCAAGAUCAAACCGAGGCCGGCUGGAAUGCAAAGUUACUUUACACGACCACGCUAUCCAUAUAGCUGCCAGCGCUAUUAUAAAGUAGCGUGAUAAUAUUACACCUCAUCAUAAAAUGAAGUUGGAAGGUGUUUUCUAAGACGAUAAAGAAUAACAUGAACUAGAAUAUAUCUUUCUCUGUCUGGGCCGUGUAUUUGGCAAACUAUACGAAAAGCUUUCAUAUGCUUUCAUUUAAAUGUGUCUCCUGUUACGCUCCCUCAUAUUGGCUCUAGCAUAUAUAUUAUACAAAUGAUAUACAUGUAUUGGGGAGUAGAACAUUAUAUGUUAUCUUUCAGCACAUUUAAUGUAAUAAAUCGGGAUGCCAGAACAUGUGCUAAAAAUUAACUUUGGGGACAGCGCCCUCUAGUCCAAAGCCAUGAAAACAAUAGAAAACGACAACAAUCAAUAUUUACAAAAUCCAUUUCUUUUGCAAGUUCAAUAUUUUUUAAUAGAAGGCUAGGCUUGGCUUCAAUUUGAUAUGUCGAUCAUCAAAUUCGGUGUAGUAGUACAAAAGUUAUGGAUUUUCGAAAAAAAGACAUUUUUGGAAAAGAGGGGAAAAGUUGAUUUUUUAGACCACCUUAAAAUGAAUAUUGUCACCCUAAUAAAAAAAAUAAAAAAAAUACUGGUGUAAGGUUUUGCGAUAACGAAAAAUAUUACCACUUUUCACGAAAAUCUAAGAACCACUAUAUCGGUUUGACAUAUAUACAGGCAUUCCAUGCCAAAUUGAUAUAGUGAUAAUUUUGUUCUUCAUCGCAAAACAUUAGACCCGUAUUAUUUUUAUUUUUUCGUUAGAGUGACCAUUUCCAUUUUAGGGUGGUUUGAUAAAUCAAUUAUUUCCAGUUUUUCCCAAAAAUGACUUUUUUUCUUAAUUCAUAACUCUUGAACCACUGAACCGUUUAGAUGAUCGACAUAUCAAAUUGAAGCCUAUAAGUUAGUUUUCUCUGGAAAAAUGAACUUUUGCAAAAAAAAAAUUGAUUUUUGUUUUUGUAAUUAUUGAUUGAGUUGGUUCUUCAUAGUUUUCUCGGUUAAAGAUAGAGGGCGCUAUAUUUUUUAUAUUUUUUUUCCUGGAAAGCUGUGGAUUUUUAUUGGAUAUCAGAGGUGUCAUUUUUUUGUUUUUGAGUUAUUAUUUUGCAAAUUUAUCAUGUCUUCGUUCAAAAUUUCUAUGUGGCUAGACUAGACAUGUGCGACUAGAAUACAAUCUUCCCGCAAGUGUGGCAUUUUUUCAAAGAAGGUUAGCUUAUUGGCUUCAAUUUUAUAUUCGAUCAUCUAAAUCGGUUCAGUAGUUCAAAUGUUAUGAGUUUUUGCGAAAAAUCUUACUAUAAAUAAAAUCGCUAAAAAAUAAAGCGCGGCCGUCGUGGACAGUCGUAAACGGUCGUAAAUGGUCGUAUUCUCGACGUAAACACAAACAGAGUGAGAAAGUGAGCAGCUGCGAUGUGUUUUUUUUUUGUGUGAGAGAGUGUGCGCGUUUGCAUGUGUUAUGUGUGUGAGACCGUGCGGGUCUGCGUGUGUGCGUGUGUUCGUUUGCGUAUGUUCGGUUGCGUGUGCAUGUGCGUGUUUGUGUGUUCGUGUGCGUAUUUGUGUGUUCGUGUGCGUGUAUGGGAGUGUGUGUUUUGGUUGAUUGAUAUAUACAAAAACAGUGUGAAAGAUGGAGCAGUCAGCAGAUACGAUGUGUUUUUUGUGUGUGAGACUGUGCGCGUUCGCGUGUGUGCAUGUGUUCGUUUGUGCGUGUAUGUGAUUGUGUGAACGUUUUUCUUUUUUUUAGAGUAGAGAAUAGAGAGUAGAGAGUAGAAAGUUGAGAGUAGAGAGUAGAAAGCAGAGAGUUGAGGAUAGAGAGAGUAGAGAGUAGAGAGAGUAGAGAGAGUAGAGAGUAGAUAGAGUAGAGAGAGUACAGAGUAGACAGUAGAGAUAGUAGAGAGUAAAGAGUAGAGAGAGUAGAGAGAGUACAGAGUAGAGUAGAGUGAGUAGAGUAGAGAGUAGAGAGUAGAGUGAGUAGAGAGUAGAGAGUAGAGAGUAGAGAGAGUACAGAGUAGAGAGUAGAGAAUGUAGAGAGUAGAGAGAGUAGGGAGAAUAGAGAGUGGAGAGAGUACAGAGUAGAGAGUAGAAAGUAGAGAGAGUACAGAGUUGAGAGUAGAGAGAGUAUAGAUUAGACAGUAGAGAUAAUAGAGAGUAGAGAGUAGAGAGUAAAGAGUAGAGAGAGAGUAGAGAGAGUAGAGAGAGUAGAGUGAGUAGAGAGUAGAGAGAGUAGAGUGAGUAGAGAGUAGAGAGAGUAGAGUGAGUAGAGAGUAGAGAGAGUAGAGAGAGUAGAGAGAGUAGAGAGAGUACAGAGUAGAGAAAGUAGAGAGUAGAGAGAGUAGGGAGAGUAGGUAGAGUAGAGAGAAUAGAGAGAGUACAGAGUAGAGAGAAUGGAGAGUAGAGAGAGUACAGAGUAGAGAGAGUACAAUGUAGAGAGAGUACAGAGUAGAGAGUAGAGAGAGUAGAGUUGAAUGUUAAAGUCAAAUUGAAAGAGCAACAAUUGAUCGCAGAGAAAGAGUAGAAGUUUUAGACAUAGAGACAAUUGGAAUAAAAAAGAAACAUUGAAUAAAAGAAAAGAAAAAAAGUUACGAGAGUCUGUUCGAGUGCAACAGCAAAGCUAUUCCAAUAACUUAUUGGGCCGCUAGUCAUUUUUGAUUAAAGGGGGAAUAAUGAACUAUCGAACCAUCGGUUAACUUUGAAAAAUCAUAUCUCAAAAACGAAAAAAUAACAUCUCUGAAAUCGAGAUAUGUUAUGCUAAAAAUCCUCAGCUUUCAAGAAAAAAUAUUUAAAAAAUAGCGCCCUCUAGUCCAACGCCAUGAAAACAAUAAAAAACGACUACAAACAAUAAUUACGAAAAUAAAAUCCAUUGAUUUUGCAAGUUCAAUAUUUCCUCAGAAAAGGCUAGCUCAUAGGCUUUAAUUCGAUAUGCCGAUCAUCUAAAUCGGUUUAGUGGUUCGAAAGUUAUGAAUUUUUGAAAAAAGGUAUUUUUGGUGAAAAGUGGAAAAAAUUGACACCCUAAAAAAAAAUUAAAAAAUACGAGAACCAGAUUUCCAUGAAAAGUGGUAGUGCUGUGCUUUAUCGCAAAACAUUUAGGGUGGUCCUCAACAUUAACUUUUUCUCCUUUUCCCAAACAUGCCUUUCUUCGAAAAUUCUUAUGAAGUACUGGACCAAUUCCGAUGAUCAACAUUUCAAGUUAAAGGCAAUGAAUCAGUCUUCUUUGAUAAUUUGCCGAAACAAUGUAUUUUGUUUUCAUAAUUAUUGAAUGUAUUUGUUUAUUACAGUUUACAUGGUCUCGGGACCAAGACGCUAUAUUUUUAUAUUUUUUCUUGAAAGCUGAAGUUUGUUUACAUAACAUAUCCUAAAAUCAGAGAGGCAUUAUUUUUUGUUCUUGAGGAAUGAUUUUUCAAAAUUAACUGAUGGUCUGAAAAAUUAUUUUUCCCCAUUUUUUCCACCACAAAAAUUCCUAAAUUUUUAACUACUGGACCAAGUUAAAUGCUCGACAUAUCAAAUUAAAGCCAAUUCUAUUCUUGUUUAACUUUAUUGUUAAACAAUUUGGUCGAGAACUAGAGGCAAAAUAAUUUUGAUAAAUUUCAGUGGUAUUUCAUCUAGCCCUAUUGCAUCUGAUUUCACUUCAUACAUCGCGUUGAUAACCUCAACUUCACUGAUUACAUUGAAGUGAAAAGAACUUCUUAGAGGUUGGGCUACCACUGAAGAAUCACUGACGAUGUUUGAAGAAAAAAAUAUUCGCAAAUGAUUGAUUGAUCUCAUCGGCAUCAAAGCAAUUGGAAACAUCAGUGGAUUUUUUGACAAUCCCAUGAUUUCUAAGCCUUUUUCAUAGUGCUUUGGGCGGCAGCUGAGGAUUUAUCCUUCCAUUGAAGUAUUGCUUUUGUAGAACGAAUCGUGGUAGUAACUCUAUUACGAAGUUGCUUAAACAAAUCAUGAUGUUCUUCUAAACGCGUAGCUUUCCAUUGAUUGAAUACCAAAUCACGGUCAAUCAUGGCUCUGCUAAUUGUAACAUUGAACCAAAGGUUCGUUUUUUUUUUGGGAACAUAUGUUUUGACAGGGACGUAUCGCUCGAAGGAAUAUUUAAUUCUUUCAUUGAAAAAAUCCGUCAGAGUGUCACAAUCAAUUAUACCAUAAAAACUAUCCCAAUUAAUAGCAGUACAUGCUUCUCUUAAGCCAUCAACAUCCAUGUGAUUGUAGUCACGAAAUCUAACGACACUCACAUUGUUUACUGUAUUGAAAUUCAACGAUGCAAAUACAAUGUCGUGAGUGGAAAAAACGGGAGCUUCAAUCUGGUUAAAUUUAAGAAUGCUAGAUACACUAUUUGUCAGCAUCAGAUCUAAUUGCGAACAACCGUUUCUGUAGAAAAAAGUUGGCUCGGAUCCUACAUUGAGCAUAUCGUAAGUCAUAAAAACGUAUUUAAGUCUUAAGCUUCUCUGGGGAUCUAGCAUGUUUGUGUUAUAAUCUCCGAGAAAAAAAAAAGAAAUUGUAGUAAGGGCCGAGAUUAGUAAGGAGUGAGCUUAUUUCGCUAGAGCAGAGUAAAUAUUCAGUUUUAAUUAUAUUACUCUCAGUCACGGUUUUUUUUAGUUCUUUGAAAUUAAUUCCAGUCUUUACGUACACUAAUACGCCUCCACCUAGCCGACCAAUUCUAUCGUUGCGGACUGCACUGUAACCAUCCAAAUUUAUAACAUCAUCAUCGACAGACUCAUUCAACCAGAACUCACUUAUACAUACAAUGUCGACACUUGAAGUGUUCACAAUUUGCUCCAAUUCAUCGAGUUUUACCAAACGACGAGCACACACGUUUUGGCAAUUGAUGGAGCACACAGACAACUUCCCCGUGACUAACGCAGAUUUCAUGACUAUCCCUGGAAUAAACAGGGUCGUGGACGUAUCAUUCCUUAUCAUGUCAUCCAUGAUCGCCGUUAUGAAUGUAGAGCAUUAGAAAGAGAUAUGUUUUGAGCAAUUCAUUGGCAGUAACCGCUACAAUGUCUAUUUCCAUAACUAUUCUAAAAAUCUCAAACACAAGAUGCAAAAAAACAUAGAAAUCUAAAUAAAAAUUGCCAAAAUUCACCAUCCAAUCUCAGGAAAAAUAUCAACGUUAGCAUUAUCAAUGAUAAGAACAACAGGCAGUCACCACAAUAACAGCAGCAUUAGGUACAUCAGAAUUCAUCUCCAUCAUCAUCCGGUACAUUAUGGUACAAUACUACAGUCGAUCUAAUUCGCUUUCCGAUGAUAUCCUUAUCUCACGAUCACCUAACUUCUGCCGAAUGUAAACAGUUCCAUCUCUUGUAUACACCGUCUGCAGUUUUCCAUCCUUUUUCAGUUGAAGCGCUUUCUUCCGAAUAUUCCUGGAUGCCUGAGUGAGAUUUUCAUUCACAUAAACUCGUUUGUUGACUGAGAACCCAAUGUCCGAUAACGAUAGUGAGCGAGACUGAAGAUACCGACAGAAGAACUCGUUUCGUUGCGUGUUGAAGGCGAAUUGCAGCAGAAUAACAUAUAUUGAACCAUCGCUCAAUCUCCCUUUGGAAAGGCGGCUGGUAUCUAGUAAAGGAAAACCUUUCUCUGUAUAUCCGAGCUUGCGACACCAUCCAUGCACAUUAGAGUGCCUAUGAAUGUAUGGGAAAAAAUCGACCCUAAAAUUUCAAAAAGUUACCCUAUACAAGAUGUUCACCACCUCGAAAAACCACCCUAUGCCAAAUUUCAGCUCAAUCGGACUUAAAGGAGAGUAGCGUAAAGCGGUCAAAAUUUGAGUUUUUUGAAAAUCGAAAAAUCAUCCAAGGGAGUAAAGGAAAUCGAGGUUUUCGAAAAAAAAUUUUUGAUGCCAAAUUUCCUAAAAUGUCAUGAAACGUAGAUAAGGCAUCUCGAAAAAAUUUUUUGUCAAACAUCGGCACUCUGGAGUUUAUGUUUUUUCGGAAUACGAAACGAAAAGUAUGGUAAAAAUAGUUAUCUCGAUUUUUCAUUCGGAAAUUGCUACGAAAUGUUGAUUUGCACGAUAAUAUACCCUAUGCAAAAUAUUAGUUCAUUGGGACUUCAUUUACUGGUGUCGCAUUCGAGAUAGCUGCAAAUCUCGGCGAGUGAUGCAAUUUUAAGACAUUUGACAUCAAUUUUUUUUUUUAAAACCUAGAUUUUCGGUUGUUUUUUGUUUUCUUUAAAAAAACUCGAAUUUUAACGUUUGUGACACCAGAGAAUGGAGUCCGAAUGAGCUAAUAUUUUACAUAGGAUAUAUUAUCGUGCAAAUAAACACUUCGUAGCAAGUUCCGAAUGAAAAAUCAAGAUAACUAUUUUUAUUGGCACCCAAAACCAUACUUUUCGUUUCAUAUUUCGAAAAAAAGUAAGUCCCAGUGUGCCGAUAUUUGACAAUUUUUUUUUCGAGAUGACACUAGAUCUUGACGUCUAUGCCGCUUUAAGACAUUUGGCAUCAAAAAAAAAAUCGAAAACCUCGAUUUCCUUUACUCCCCCCUUGGGUGAUCUUUCGAUUUAACAAAACUCAAACUUUGACCACUUUGCGCCACUCUCCCUUAAGUCCGAUUGAGCUGAAAUUUGGCAUAGGGUGUUUUUUCGAGGUGGUGAAUAUUUUUUAUGGGGUAACUUUUUGAAAUUCGAUAUGACCAUUUUCAUUGGCAUCCUAAUGCACAUAUUGCAGCAGAUUCUCCCCUUUGACGUAAGGCACACCACUGAUGAUGAGAUCGUUUCUUCUGGUCGUUCUCUCCAAAGCCUGUGAUGCCUCAACUUUGUUGUUUUGCACAGAUUCGGUCAACUCGCCCACGAUGUGUUUGAUUUCAUCUCUCAGUUUCUCGAUAUCAGCUGUGAGAUCCGAUUUUAAAUUCUGCAUCUGAGUGGUGAGUUUAUCUCCCAGUUUUUGAAUCUCAUUUUUCGUGCUACGCUGGUAUGCGUAGAACUGGGAUUUAAUCAAGUUCGCGACCCCAGAAACCGUCAUAUCUUUGUCUUCACUUUAUUUUGGAAGAGAAUUACUACGAAGGCGUUUCGCUCCCACUUCUCCGUCAGACAUUUCUUCGAUUGUAUAUUAACGGGCGGCAUUCAACCUUCUCUUGUUUCUCCGAUCUGCUCAAUAUAUGUAUUGAUGUAUUGUAGAAAAUCCACUCAAACAAAUGUUGAUUUUGAGCGAAAACACCGACCUGAUCACCGAGAUUAAUCCACAGCAAUAACGAUGCCACAACCACAAUCCAAUGGCGAUGUUUUGACGAUUUUUAGUGGUAAAUUACAACGGAAAUUUGUAACUUGCGAGACGACUGAACUACACUUGUAUCAUAUUUGUGUUGUACGUUAAUCGUGUGUCGGGACCAUACAUAGUUACAUAGUUUCGGGACCACAUAUUUACAUAGUUUCGGAACCAAGGGCACCAUAUUUUUUAUAUUUUUUGAAAAAUCAUUACUCAAGAACAAAAAAUAACGCCUCUCCGAAUCUUGGACAUGUUAUGUAACCUCAACUUUCAAAAAACAAUAUUAAAAUAUAAGACGCCCCUGGUCUCGAUUCCAUGUAACCGACGAAAAACAAACAAAAAACAAUUAAUAAUAAAAACAAAAUCCAUUUUUUACGCAUCUAUUUAUGUUUUCAGAAAAAAAAAACUAGCUAAUUGGCUUCAAGUUGAUCAACAUCGUCUAAAUCGAUAGUUCAAAAGUUACCCUCGUUGUAGUGUGUAUUUCGUUCUACGCAAUGGAUACUGCUCGUUUAAACUCUUCGAAUCACUCAUACUACUUGUAAGCUUCAUCUGCUAUUCGUACGAUCACUCCUCAUAAGUUCUUGAUAGGGUUUUGAACUGGUAAGCAAGCUGACCAGUCCAGCAUCUGAAACCCCUAUUCAAUAAAACAUGCCUUGACUUUCCGGAUGUUACGAAAUGGUGCCAAAUUGCCCAAAAACCGAGGUAAAUGAUUCUGAAGUUGCACUUCUGACUGUACAUUGGUGUUGAUGAAAAGCUAUCUGAACCAGGCCGUUUUGAAAAUAUUUUCCUCAAACUAUCAAACUGCCGCCUGCAAUGUUACGAUUCCACAUAUCAGUUAACGAUUUCCCUGCAUACUGAAAAUAUUUUGUUUCUAGUUCCGAUCCCGUGUUUUGAGUUUUUCAUCCAAGUGAGAUCCGUCAUGAUCAUGAGAAUGUAUUGAACCUGCUAAUUCCCGGGAAUGAGGAGGCAUCCGACGUUCGACUCGGUUGAAAGCACUGUGUCCUGGAGCAUUUGUAGCAACGAAUAUUGCAUCGAGAUUCAAUCGAUCGAUAUCUAUGAUCUUUUCAUGACGAUGUUAAUCGUCUGGCUUUAUUUUUCCUUGAUGCCGAAUAAUUUUGAUUUAGGACAACUCGCUCACCGAGCUUGUGAGAAAAUGCGUUCGAAAAACAGUGUCAUCUUGAACGAACUGUAACGUACAUUGGACCAGUGUUGCCACAUUUAAAUCUGUACCAAAGGGGUCAAAAAUCUUUCUCGUCUGUACUUUUUUUUCCAAAAAUCUGUACCAUCGAAUAUAUUCGUUGUAGAGAAAAAAAAAUUAUUAACAUGAAAAAAUAUUCAUUUAUUUACUACAAAUACUACAUUUAUAUUUGCAAGUCAUUCGUGUGUUUGAUGAUGCUUGUACAUAGUUUUUCUGAAUCUAGAUUACAUACUAUCAUUUAUUAAAAUUUUAGAGCUGCCGCCACGAUGUUUGACAAAAACAAUUUUUAUCCACCAACCGUGCACAUGCUCGUUUUCUGACAUUGUGAUUUCUUUACGGAGUAAUUUUAACUUUAGGGUACGGAAUUAAUUCUCCACAUCUUGUACAUUCCCAUUGUAGAAUCCUGGAAACGCUUCUAACACAACGUUAAUGCUGGUCAAAUUGGAAAAGUUUCUGGGAUUUAACAUUGCCGCAGACUUGAGCGUCGAAUCAUCAAAAUCGAAUCUAUUUCUCAUUUGUUUGAUCAGCUCCACGAAAAAACUGUGACAACUGCCUUUCGCUGUCCAUUGUUCUAAUAAUUUUUUCGACUGCUAUUCAAACCUAAAAUUCUUGUCGCUUUUCAAGUGAUCUUCAUAUUUAAUAGCAUUGGACAUUGAAACAAUGUAAUAUUCCUCGCAGAUAUAAGUGAGAAUGAUAAAAUAAAAAUCUUUCAGCUCUUCAUGUAGCAUCGUGAAUUCAGGUUUUUCAGCCUAGAACAAACGAUUCAAUAUGUUGAUCUGGGGAAAAACAUACGUCGCACCGUCGGACGCGAAUCCUUUCAGACGAUCCUUGUAAGUAAUUUCGUCCAUAUGAAACUGAUCAAUCAUUGCAUUGUAAAUUCUUUCAUGAUCAGCAGCACCAAGCGAUACUGCGGCGUAAAAUUCGUCAUGUACCUCAAUGUUGCUUUGUUCAAAUGUAAGAAAUUUCACGCUUGAAGAAAAUCUGUACCAAUCUGUACUUUUUGACGAAAAUCUGCAAAGUAGGAUGGAACAGAAGGAUACGCUCGAUUACAAAUUCAUUGCGCUUUUAUAGGCUUCCGCGGAAACUUUCACGAUUCUUGAUUCUACCCGUCGACUUUUUGUCUUUCUGCUCGGGGACACUCUUGAGCUCCGGAAUGUUGUUCUGCUGUAUGUUUCGCAAGGCGAGGUUUUCGUGUCAAGUGUGCUAUUUUUUCAAUUCGAAUAGAUAUCGAUUAAAAACUUCAAUGACCCUUUCAUAGACGAUUGAUCGAUUCAAUUGAAUCGAACAUGAUAAAUUUCAUCUCGGGAUGUUUCAUUUAGUUAGUAAGGGAAAAUUAUUUUCAUUUAGUAAGAGUCAUUGUUGCGAGUACAUAUGGCUCACACUGGAAGCACAAAUAAACUUUCAAAUAAAAUUGAAAAAAAAAAUGUAAAUAUGGGUGAGUUAUAUCUAUGAUAUAACCGCAAGGUUGACGUGGGACUACUGUUGGCUUAGUAAGCAUUCGUUUGUAUUGAUUAAAUUAUUGUUUGAAUAAAACAAUUUUCGAUUUCAAUUGAACCCAAAUCAUUUGCUUUGCAGAUACAGAGUUUUAACAAUUGCCAUGUACGAUCAAUUCAUGCAUUGUAAUAGAUUCUGUUCUUUGUUACAAGUAAAUUUGAUUACCUCCUUUUACGUUUGAUAUGAUGCCUAGAACUACCAAAAUAUGUAAACGGAAGAAUUGUCAACGUUCAUUGUAUUUUAUUUCUUUUUAUUUUUUGACAAAAACAAUUUUUAUCCACCAACCGUGCACAUGCUCGUUUUCUGACAUUGUGAUUUCUUUACGGAGUAAUUUUAACUUUAGGGUACGGAAUUAAUUCUCCACAUCUUGUACAUUCCCAUUGUAGAAUCCUGGAAACGCUUCUAACACAACGUUAAUGCUGGUCAAAUUGGAAAAGUUUCUGGGAUUUAACAUUGCCGCAGACUUGAGCGUCGAAUCAUCAAAAUCGAAUCUAUUUCUCAUUUGUUUGAUCAGCUCCACGAAAAAACUGUGACAACUGCCUUUCGCUGUCCAUUGUUCUAAUAAUUUUUUCGACUGCUAUUCAAACCUAAAAUUCUUGUCGCUUUUCAAGUGAUCUUCAUAUUUAAUAGCAUUGGACAUUGAAACAAUGUAAUAUUCCUCGCAGAUAUAAGUGAGAAUGAUAAAAUAAAAAUCUUUCAGCUCUUCAUGUAGCAUCGUGAAUUCAGGUUUUUCAGCCUAGAACAAACGAUUCAAUAUGUUGAUCUGGGGAAAAACAUACGUCGCACCGUCGGACGCGAAUCCUUUCAGACGAUCCUUGUAAGUAAUUUCGUCCAUAUGAAACUGAUCAAUCAUUGCAUUGUAAAUUCUUUCAUGAUCAGCAGCACCAAGCGAUACUGCGGCGUAAAAUUCGUCAUGUACCUCAAUGUUGCUUUGUUCAAAUGUAAGAAAUUUCACGCUUGAAGAAAAUCUGUACCAAUCUGUACUUUUUGACGAAAAUCUGCACUCUGUACCGUACAGAAUCUGAACCAAAAAUAACAAAAAAAUCUGUACCAUUCCAGAUAAAUCUGUACGUGUGAGUGAGAAUUUUGUCUUGUUGCAAUUUUAUGAAAAUUAAUUCCUUCCUCUCGUAUUACAAUAUACGAAUACACGAAUGUACCACCCUUUACUUCCUGAGUACACGGAAACUUCGAUAUAACGUACCCUCGUUAUAACGUACCCUCGAUAUAACGUCACUCGUCACUCGACAUUUUACCUCGAUAUAACGUACACAUUUCCAAAGUGUUAAGGAAAACAAAUUUCAAUAUUUUUUUCUUGAUAGAACAAUAAAUUAUCUGUAUUGUGAUGCUAAAACAAGUUUUGUACCUUCAAUCAAUCUCGAAAUACAGAUGGUUUUGUGAUUCCUGAUUCUCAAUGAAUCAAGCUUUAAUCAACAGUGUAUCAUGAGAAAGGCUGGCUUCGUCUUCUGAUUAAAGUUAUUCAUUAACUUUACUAAAACAGCAACCCAAUAAUGUAUUAUAGACUACGUUUGUAGGUACUUUAUUAUGCUUCGAUAUAACAUACAAUUCGAUACAACGUACAAUUUUGAAAGUGAAAUGUACGUUAUAUCUAAGUUUACCUGUAUAUUCUUACCAGGCGAGCCACAAGCAGAAAUAACUUAUUUUUAAGUGCUUAGAAAAGGAAUAAACGCAAAAGGAAAAAAACCACACAAAUAAGCAGCCUCCUGUUCUGAUGAAUUACGCGCGUUACAUCACAAAUAUUUGGAAAUCAUCUUUUCUCUGCGGCAACGAUGGAAGGAAAGGCGUUGUUCAACACCACCGCGUUCGAAGCCAACAAGCCAAACACGAAGGACGAGAGAACAAAGUCGUUACAAUUAAUAAUUCCCAAAUUAGUGUCAUUACAGUAUAACGACAAGAAACAGGCGAAAAGUAGGAUGGAACAGAAGGAUACGCUCGAUUACAAAUUCAUUGCGCUUUUAUAGGCUUCCGCGGAAACUUUCACGAUUCUUGAUUCUACCCGUCGACUUUUUGUCUUUCUGCUCGGGGACACUCUUGAGCUCCGGAAUGUUGUUCUGCUGUAUGUUUCGCAAGGCGAGGUUUUCGUGUCAAGUGUGCUAUUUUUUCAAUUCGAAUAGAUAUCGAUUAAAAACUUCAAUGACCCUUUCAUAGACGAUUGAUCGAUUCAAUUGAAUCGAACAUGAUAAAUUUCAUCUCGGGAUGUUUCAUUUAGUUAGUAAGGGAAAAUUAUUUUCAUUUAGUAAGAGUCAUUGUUGCGAGUACAUAUGGCUCACACUGGAAGCACAAAUAAACUUUCAAAUAAAAUUGAAAAAAAAAAAUGUAAAUAUGGGUGAGUUAUAUCUAUGAUAUAACCGCAAGGUUGACGUGGGACUACUGUUGGCUUAGUAAGCAUUCGUUUGUAUUGAUUAAAUUAUUGUUUGAAUAAAACAAUUUUCGAUUUCAAUUGAACCCAAAUCAUUUGCUUUGCAGAUACAGAGUUUUAACAAUUGCCAUGUACGAUCAAUUCAUGCAUUGUAAUAGAUUCUGUUCUUUGUUACAAGUAAAUUUGAUUACCUCCUUUUACGUUUGAUAUGAUGCCUAGAACUACCAAAAUAUGUAAACGGAAGAAUUGUCAACGUUCAUUGUAUUUUAUUUCUUUUUAUUUUUUUAUUUCAAGUUGUCCCCCCCCCUCCAAAAACUUCUACUGCCCUUUUGCACACAUACGAACUUUAAUGAAAAAAAAUGGGUGGGGUAUACCCAUGAUAUAGUAAAGCUGUGGGAGAGAUUUUCCCACAUCUCUUUCUCUCUGAAAAAGAAUUUUCAGUGAAGGCGAAAACACGAACAUUUCGAAAACUAGAUUGAUUGACUGAAUACUUAUCUCGCUGCUGAGUGCGAAUUUCGAUCUCUACUAUAAAAACUUUAAACUUUAAAAGCCAUUCACCUCUAGUAUCUGAAAUGACGAUUUUCCCAGGUUCCUCAGUUUAGAAGUACGUGUCGGGGAAACAUAUUCCGCUUUGCACAAAGACAAGCGAAUACAAAAGUGCUUGCAGCUUAGAUAUAUUUAGAAAGCGCAUCCCACGCAUCUUCGUUUAGAAAUUCAUAUCACACAAUCACACAUUUCGGUGGGAACAAAAAUACUCCAGACUUGAAUGUAUUUGCAAUGCCGAUUUCCCCAGGCACCUUGGUUUUGAAGACAGUGGUAGGGAAACACAUUUCGGUGAGAACAAAAAUUCUUCCGACUUGCAUGUAUUUUAAGAACGGAUUCCCCCAGCCACAUUGAUUUAGAAAUCCGUGUUAGGGGAAUACAUUUCGGUGGGUCUAAAUCGGGCCAAUCAAAACGUGGCAGUUAGGGCGUUUAGAUAACGCUUGAUAUUUCACAGUUAUUCAAUCGUUUAUCCCAUGAAAAAUAACAUUUUAUUCAUUGUGACAGAUGGGUAGAAAUAUUUCCUAUCAAUUGAUGCAAACAUUUUUCCGAUCUAUUAAGAAAUGUUCGAGUUAUAAGCAUUCGAAAUCUUUCAUUUCUUCCUGCAUGUUCUGUAUUUAGAUUUCCAUUUCAUCCCCAUAUACUCCGGUUAGACGUAGUCCCACAUCGAAAAAAAAGGAUUUUUUAAAUUUCUACUUGGAAUAUUUCACACAUGGUGGGAAUCACACCAAAUGCACAUCGGAAACGUGCAACUUUAGCAUCAAUUAAUUCCCACGCAGACGUCCUGAAAUUUCACGUCUCAAAAUAUUUCGAUUCAAGGCGGUUCACGAUUAUCCCUUUUAAUCCACGAUCCUUGCAGGAUCGUCAAAAAGUAUGCCCAUGAGCGCCCGCGGGAUAAUCGGAGACCACCAGAAGCCGAACGGUGACCGCCAUUGUUCUUGGACUUUGUAUCGAGUGAAACCCCUUUCCUGUACUUGCUUGUUUAUGUUUAGAGGCUUUAAAAUUAAAAAUACAUUCACUACUAGCCUCUAGACUAUUCUCUGCUUGCUAGUUGAAACGAGACUAUGUAAUUGAAAUCGAAACGGGCUGAGCUUAAAUUGCAAUAUUUCUUCUCUCCACAGCGUCCCGAGAUCCAACGUUGCAUUUCCAUUUCUAGCGAGCGAUUUACGCACCUUCUUUCUAUCUAGCUGCUACAUUAGUUGCCAUUAGUUGUUAUUGAUAGCACGGAUAUACGAGCACAGGAAUGCCAUGGACAAAUGUAUGGGAAAAUUGGAAUUCUUCUGAUUUUCAUUAAUUUAAGUAAUUUACGGAUUAACAUAUAGCAUAUCAAAUAAAUUUUAAAGAAUGUCCAAUCCGAUGGAAUGCAAAUUAUCAAAGUCAGUUCGCAGCAACGUAGCUAUUAACUUUUAACUAAACUAUUUCAUAAAAACCAGACAUGCUUUCUGAUUUGGCCCAUUUGACGCUUACUGAGAGACGUAGCCCUACGUCAUAAAAGGUAUUUCUCUAUGGAGGCGAUUGAAGUUUUAAGUUAAUUUUUCGGUUGUUACUUUUUACCCUCUUUACAUGAAAUCUUGGAUUCCAACAACAGCUGCCGCGGCGUAUUGAAAAACAUUCGAUUUUCACGAUUUUGUGUUUUUUUAAUUCGUUUCGUCGAGUCCAGGUUACCGCAGUGAGUACUGAUUGCUGGCCCGUCUCAUUAACAAAUAAUGAAUCAGGUGACUCUUAAACUCUGAAUGAAAACAGGUAGAAUAACUUGUGGUAGAUGCAACUGUCACAAAAGAGUUAUUAUUCGUCAACAAAAUUGAAUUUCUUAUGAAAAUCGGGACAAAAGCUAGAAUAUGAAAAAUAAAUCAGGACGCCUCAAAAGGAUCUCAAAAUCAGGACAUGUCCUGCUGAAUCAGGACGGACGGUAUUCCUAUCUUCACUGCAUUUACAAAACAUUAUUCUGUCUUUAAUUGUUAUUUGUUACUUCCAUCAAAUGGAAGUUGCAACUCUGUGUUUGAAUGCUGUAACUUACGUAAUUCGCUGUAAAAUUAAUUCGUCAUAUCAUACUAACAUUAGAUAUAUUACGUAGCUUUUUACCAAGCACAAUUGAAUGCAGUUCCCAUUACGAACGCGACUAAUUUUAAAGUCGCAGCCAUUUUGUACUGCUUCAGAUCCCCCUGCUGGACGGGAAAGAAUGAACUGCCGAUGCAGUAGCGAAGGUUUCAAAACAAUUUGACCGACGUUCGUUAAUUGAAAGUUGUCAUUUUAGCCAAAACAAACGAAAACAAGAGAUAAAUAAUUUUGGUAAAAUCACUAGACUGUAGUUACUACCUUAUCACCAUAGUAGAUAUAUGUAAAUCACAUUGUGGAUAACUCUAGCACUAAACUAUAGAUAAAUAUUAAUAGAUGUAUAAAAAUUCAAACCCCGGAAAUCUCUAAGUAUGUUGUUGUAGUAUUAGAAAAAGGCGAAAAAUUAGUGUACUAAGUGCCUAAAAUUUAAUUGUUAACUUUUUUGUUCUGUUUUCAUUGCUCUAAAUUCGACCACGUUUGUUUAUAGAUAUUAGCCCUAUGUUCAGUCUUACAAACUUUUCCAGAAUCAACUGAAAGCAGAAGUAACAUAACAUAGAUUAUCGCAACCAAAAUGCAACUGUACAUAUUACAACCAAAAACAUAUACUUAAUUGUGAUAUCAAAACAAAGCAAGAUAAGCAACAAUAUUAUUAUUGAUAUGGCGGAUGAAUAUGAUAAAACUAAACCAGACUAACAAACAAACGUUGCACCGCUGAGUUUUAUAGAACCAAACCAAACGCAAAGAGCUAUUUGUAUAAAAUUUGAACCGAACACUCGUUUAUAAAACAUUUGCCACAGCUAUGGUGACAAAGCGAUGAGAUAUUCAGCCGAGGCUGAGCUAGAAUAGCAUUGAGACACAUAUUUAUAUAUAUAUACCAGUUCCGAAGCUGUAAAACACACAACUGUAACUAACGAUGAUUACACGUGACAAUUAUUACAAUAAUAAAGAGUCAAACUUGUUUGCAUAAUAA
Toxorhynchites rutilus septentrionalis is the source of this 21130-nucleotide messenger RNA. RefSeq lists its product as uncharacterized. Bases 1686 to 2237 code for a protein of 183 amino acids. Gene Ontology annotation, biological process: positive regulation of voltage-gated potassium channel activity; sleep; regulation of synaptic transmission, cholinergic. The record is from RefSeq and is a predicted model, not a curated record. NCBI's taxonomy places the organism in Eukaryota, Metazoa, Arthropoda, Insecta, Diptera, Culicidae. The transcript is spliced from 7 exons.